Messenger RNA from Debaryomyces fabryi, 1011 nucleotides. It is a transcript of the gene MCT1, whose product is annotated as [acyl-carrier-protein] S-malonyltransferase. Gene Ontology annotation, molecular function: [acyl-carrier-protein] S-malonyltransferase activity. Bases 1 to 1011 code for a protein of 336 amino acids. The record is from RefSeq and is a predicted model, not a curated record. Gene Ontology annotation, biological process: fatty acid biosynthetic process. NCBI's taxonomy places the organism in Eukaryota, Fungi, Ascomycota, Pichiomycetes, Serinales, Debaryomycetaceae. Gene Ontology annotation, cellular component: mitochondrion. The transcript has a single exon.
AUGUACAAAUCAGCAGCUAAGUUUUCAAAAGGUCUAAGAAUUGAUUCUAAGUGGCUAUCUUCAACUAGCAAAGUAAGUGGCUAUGCAAUUACUUGUCCUGGGCAAGGAAUAAUUAAAGAUGGAUUAUUGGUCCCGUAUGCAAAAUUUCAGCAUCAUUUUCAAGAAAGUCUUGAGAUCAUCGAUGAGAGUUUGAACGAGAAGUUUAGUGAGAAAUUGUUGAAUAACCAAGAUGGGUUCGGGAAACAAUGGCUCAUACACACAUCUAACGCGCAACCAGCGAUAUUGGCAACAACAUACAUUAUAUGUGAGAUAGUACGCAAGGAAUAUGGAAUCGAUUUACCCCGGAAUGAAAAGGUUCAGUUUUUAUUGGGUCAUUCGUUAGGUGAAUAUACAGCUCUUUUACUUUCUGGAGUGUUAGAUUUGACUGGAGCAAUAAAACUAGUACGAGAAAGAGGACGGUUGAUGGAAGAAUUAGUUAGCAGCGACGACUAUUCGAUGGUAGCAUUGAUGUUUAAGCCAAGUUACUUUAGCGAAAUUAUGCUCAAGAGUAAGGAAAUGGAAGUGCUAGCAAAUGUCAACUCAUACCAGCAAAUAGUCUUGUCCGGCAAGCUGUCGAAAAUCGAUGAGACCAUAAAAGCAAUAAAUAACGAAUCAAAAAAAAUUUUGAAAACAGUCAAAUUGCCUGUCAAGAUCCCCUUUCACAACUCGAUAUUACAUGAAAUAGAGCCUAAGUUACUACAAUUGGCAACACCUAUACAAAAGCCUACUAAACCCAUAAUUUCAAAUUUGCAAGGUGAGGUAUCUGCAGAUCCACUUUUGAGCACGAUAAGAGCAAAUUCGCAACCUGUUCAAUGGACAAAGUCAAUGGAAUAUCUAGUAAGAAAUAAUAUAACCGACAUUAUAAAUUUAGGCCCUGGAGAUGUAUUGAAGGGACUUAAUUCGAAAUUCAAGGUUAGAAACCAUAGUGUUGAAUCUGUGGAGUCUAUGAACGAGUUACGAAAUUUAUUUUAA